AUGACAGCGCAGUCAUUACGGGAGAUAACCGCCCAUAAUAUCCGUACCUUCAAAACUCACUAUGUCUCCGAAAUAUCUGGAUCCCUAGGCGAUCUGGGGACCUUUCUCCCCAUCGCCAUCGCGCUAGCAGUGAACGGCACCGUUUCCCUAGCUAGCACUCUCAUUUUCUCCGGUAUAUACAAUAUUUUGACCGGGAUGUAUUUCGGCAUCCCACUACCUGUCCAACCAAUGAAAGCGAUCGCUGCCGUGGCUAUAGCCCGCAACUUUUCCAACGGCUCAAUCUCCGCCGCCGGGAUCUUCGUUGGCGCUUGUGUUCUCGUUUUCAGUGUUACCGGUCUGCUGCGCUGGUUCGCAAAUGUCAUUCCUAUCCCUGUGAUCAAAGGAAUCCAGGUCGGUGCGGGCUUGUCGUUGGUUAUCUCGGCUUGCGGAAGCAUGCUAGCGCCCUUGGGAUGGGUCGGCCCUUCUUGGGCCGAUAAUCGGAUUUGGGCGCUUGCUGCUUUUGUUGCCCUUGUAACUACCAAUAUCUAUCGACGUGUUCCGUAUGCUUUGGCGUUAUUCGCGCUUGGGCUCUUGUUCGCGAUUAUCCGGACUGCGCUCGCUGGCCAUCUUCCUGCAUUUGAAAUUUGGCAUCCGUUUAUCGUCGUGCCGACUCCUUCACAGUGGAGGGUUGGUGCUAUUGAUGCUGGUAUCGGCCAGAUCCCACUCACCACUUUGAACUCUAUCGUCGCUGUCGUUCAUCUUGCACAUGACCUAGUGCCGAAUGUCCGCACGCCUUCGAUCACGCACAUCGGUUUAAGUGUCGCUGGUAUGAACCUGUUGGGCUGCUGGUUUGGCGCGAUGCCCGUCUGUCAUGGAUCUGGUGGUCUGGCAGCCCAGUAUCGAUUUGGUGCCCGGUCGGGUGCCAGUGUCAUCUUCCUUGGCGUCCUGAAGCUCAUCAUUGGACUUUUGUUUGGCGAAACUCUUGUCGACUUGCUGAAACGCUUCCCGGCGGCAUUCUUGGGUGUGAUGGUUAUCGCCGCUGGUCUUGAGCUUGUUGGUGUCGGUGAGAGCCUGAACACCUCUGCUGCCCGGGACAUCGGCCAGGCUGGAAGUCACAUGUUGGGAAUUCCAGACCAGCACAUUGGCCCUGUGCUCACCGAUGAAGAGCGCAAACGACGAUGGACAGUGAUGAUGGUGACUGUUGGCUUGUUGGUGGGAUUCAAGAACGAUGCCAUUGGGUUCAUUGCCGGCAUGUUGUGUCAUGCGGCUUAUGAACUUCCAACAUGGUGGGAGAAAGCCCGGGCCCGGUGGUCAGAGGGGCGUGUCCAACUUAGUUGA
Penicillium pulvis is the source of this 1317-nucleotide messenger RNA. Its product is annotated as putative sulfate/molybdate transporter. Gene Ontology annotation, biological process: molybdate ion transport. The coding region runs from base 1 to 1317 and encodes 438 amino acids. The transcript has a single exon. Gene Ontology annotation, molecular function: molybdate ion transmembrane transporter activity. The record is from RefSeq and is a predicted model, not a curated record. NCBI's taxonomy places the organism in Eukaryota, Fungi, Ascomycota, Eurotiomycetes, Eurotiales, Aspergillaceae.